Striga hermonthica is the source of this 489-nucleotide messenger RNA. The record is from the annotation of a GenBank genome assembly. NCBI's taxonomy places the organism in Eukaryota, Viridiplantae, Streptophyta, Magnoliopsida, Lamiales, Orobanchaceae.
AUGAUUCUAACUGGUAUUGAUGAGAUCUCGAUCGAUCUCAAAGGAAAGAAGCUAUUAGUGAUCGGGACAGUCGACCCCGUGAGCGUCGUGAGCAAGUUGCGCAAAAAGAAUUGGUCGGCCAACAUAAUCUCGGUUGGGCCGGCCAAAGAGCCCGAGAAGAAAGAGGAGCCCAAGAAAGAAGAACCCAAGAAAGAAGGGGAGCCCAAAAAGGAGGAGCCCAAGGAAGAAGCUAAGAAAGAGGAGCCAAAAAAGGAAGAAGCUAAGAAAGAGGAACCGAAAAAGGAAGAAGCUAAGAAAGCCGACGAGCCCAAAAAGGAGGAAAUGAAAAUGAAAAUCGAGCUACCACCCGAAAUGGCUAUGCUUGGUGCACCUCAAGCAUUCCCUUAUCGACCAUAUAGACCAUACUACCCUCCGCCCCCUCCUAUGAACCCAUAUUACCAUGUGCACCACAGCAUUGAAGAGAAUCCAAACGCUUGCACUAUUUGCUAA